Neodiprion fabricii is the source of this 2343-nucleotide messenger RNA. RefSeq names its product threonine--tRNA ligase 1, cytoplasmic (gene ThrRS). Gene Ontology annotation, molecular function: threonine-tRNA ligase activity; ATP binding. The record is from RefSeq and is a predicted model, not a curated record. Bases 134 to 2269 code for a protein of 711 amino acids. The transcript is spliced from 6 exons. Gene Ontology annotation, biological process: threonyl-tRNA aminoacylation. Lineage: Eukaryota; Metazoa; Arthropoda; Insecta; Hymenoptera; Diprionidae. Gene Ontology annotation, cellular component: cytoplasm.
AAGCGUUGAAUUAUAAAAUUCGAAAGUUUUACUCGCUACUCAUUGAACAACUCAAUUUUUCGGAGAUAAUAGUUCAAUUUCAAUUGCCUAUACAUACUUAUACAUUAAUUCCUAUUGUUAAUGCUGGUUUCUUAUGUUUUACAUUUUACUUGCAUUAUACCACGGCACGGUGCGGACAUAUGCUUCGUCAAAAAUGAAACCACCGAAAAACAAAAAGCCUCCGCAGGAACAGCAAGGCAUUUCUGAAAAGAGACCAUGGCCAUCUUACAUUCAGGAGCGGCAAGUAUUAUUUGACAAGCUAAAAGCUGAAUACGACGCUGAAUUAGCUGCAAAAUCGACCUUUGAUAUUAAGGUGACAUUACCUGAUGGAAAGCAGGUUGAUGCUCAGGCUUGGCGAAGCAGUCCUUAUGACAUUGCCAAGGGAAUAAGCCCCGGAUUGGCUGAUAACACUGUAAUAGCAAAGGUGAACGGGGAACUGUGGGAUCUGGAUCGCCCUUUGGAAGCAGACUGCAAGCUACAGCUAAUCAAAUUCGAUGAUCCUGAGGGUCAGGCGGUCUUUUGGCAUUCCUCUGCACACGUCUUGGGCGAAGCCAUGGAGCGGGCGUACGCAGGUUGCCUAUGUUACGGACCGCCCAUUGAGAAUGGAUUUUACUAUGACAUGUAUCUAGGUGAUAAAGGAAUAUCAAAUCAGGAUUUUCCCCAGCUUGAAAGCCUAAUAAAGGGUAUAGUCAAGGAAAAACAGACCUUUGAGAGACUCGAGAUGAAGAAGGAGGACCUGCUGGAAAUGUUUAAAUACAAUGAGUUCAAGGUUCGCAUUCUUAAUGAAAAAGUGAACACUCCAACAACAACUGUGUACCGUUGCGGUUCCCUGAUUGAUCUCUGCAGAGGGCCUCACGUACGGCAUACUGGUAAAGUUAAGGCAAUCAAGGUGACCAAGAACUCUUCUACCUACUGGGAGGGCAAUGCCGAAGCAGAGACGCUGCAGAGGGUCUACGGCAUCAGUUUUCCUGAUACAAAACAGCUCAAGGAGUGGGAAAAGUUUCAGGAGGAAGCAGCCAAGCGGGAUCAUAGAAAGCUCGGUAGAGAACAGGAGCUAUUUUUCUUCCACGAGCUUUCUCCUGGAUCAUGCUUUUUCCAGCCUAGAGGUGCCCAUCUGUAUAACACUCUGAUAGAUUUCAUCCGCACAGAGUACAGAAAGCGUGGUUUCCAGGAAGUCGUUACCCCAAACAUAUACAACAGUAAAUUAUGGCAAACUUCGGGUCACUGGGCCCACUAUGCGGAAAACAUGUUUUCUUUUGAAGUUGAAAAAGAGGUGUAUGCUCUGAAACCAAUGAACUGUCCUGGGCACUGUCUAAUGUUCGACCAGCGCACAAGAUCCUGGAGAGAGCUACCCCUCAGGAUGGCAGACUUUGGAGUCCUGCACAGAAAUGAAUUGUCAGGGGCGCUUACUGGCCUGAUUAGAGUUCGAAGAUUCCAACAGGAUGAUGCCCAUAUAUUUUGCACAAUAGAUCAAAUCAAGCAGGAGGUAUCAGGGGCUCUAGAUUUCCUCAAACAUGUUUACUCUGUAUUUGGAUUCACAUUCAAUCUAUGCCUCUCCACAAGGCCUGAUAAGUACAUGGGAGAGUUAGCUGACUGGGAUCAGGCUGAAAAAGCCCUCGCAGAGAGUCUGGACGCCUUCAAAGAACCAUGGAGAAUCAAUCCAGGGGAUGGAGCCUUCUAUGGGCCAAAAAUUGACAUUACCAUUAUGGACGCGCUCAAACGCUCUCAUCAAUGCGCUACCAUUCAGCUAGAUUUUCAGCUACCUAUCCGCUUCAAUCUGUCAUAUAUCAACGAAACAGGGGAAAAAACCAGGCCAGUUAUUAUCCACAGAGCAAUAUUAGGCUCUGUUGAACGGAUGAUAGCCAUCCUGACUGAAUCCUACGCUGGUAAAUGGCCGUUUUGGCUCUCACCUCGUCAGGUAAUGGUGAUAUCGGUCAGUAGUCAAUUUGAUGAUUAUGCUUUCAAAGUAAAGCAGCAACUAUGGGAUGCUGGUUUUAUGGCAGAGGCUGAUGUUGACCCUGGCGACACAUUGAAUAAGAAAAUUCGAAAUGCUCAAUUGGCUCAGUUUAAUUUCAUUAUUGUUGUUGGAGAAAAAGAGCGCAGUGCUGGUACCGCAAAUGUGAGAACCAGGGACAAUGUGGUACAUGGAGAAAUAUCAGUGGAAGAACUGAUUAAAAAAUUCAACACAUUCAAAGAAACGAAAGAUAGAAACUGCGAGGAAAAUUUUUAAUGCAAACUUGAGAUAUAUUUCAAUACGUGCGUCCGCCGUAAGAAAAAAAAAUAAAGUAAACAGAUAAUGAUUGA